AUGGAGCCCACGGAAUUUGCUACAUUCCAAAAGGAUGCUUCCCUCGGCUUGGUUAAGCUCGUCAAGACAGUGAAGACUCUUUCGUCAGGAGAUAUCGCCUUCAACAAAUCCCUAGAUGCAGAAUUUUCCACAGUUCUCGACAAUACAAACAGCAAAGUUUUAGGCUUGAUCAAUAGCUUGGUUCGAAACGCUACCGAUGGAUCUGAUGUGAAGUUUGAAAAUUUCGAGGAUUCAGAUAGUGUAGAGACACGAUGGUCUGUUAUCUCUGAAGUCGUUGACUUUUUGUUAGAGAAAGCGGAUAUGUGUAUGGACGAAUAUACUGGAACUGUGAAGAGAGGGAUCAUGCAGACGACAACGGCGCAGAGCAACUACAAGUCGGCUCGGACGGAGAAGCGGACAGCAGAAGGGAGAAAGGCAUUCAACAAAAGUUUGCACAUGGUGAAACCUCAGCUUCAAUUCAAAAAACCCUUGUCGCCGCUGGAUUCGGGCCCUCAUAAACCACGGUUGGAGAAGAAGCCGCAUGCGAUCAAACCGCUCCAAGACAGUUUGGUCCCAACCAUCCUUGAUGGUAGGGAGAAGUACCCGCAUCCAUAUCUAGAGGAGAUAUCUCAGUAUAAAUUCCCAAACCGUGUGCACAAAGUGGCGGAGCCCAUUCAAUACAAGCCCUUUGAGUCAACUUCGGCUAUAUUCGUAGAUUCUCCCCAACGGUUACACGAGAUGAUGCAAGAGUUAGUAAAAGCGGAGGAGAUAGCCGUGGAUUUGGAGCACCAUGAUUUUAGGUCAUAUAUCGGCUUGGUGUGUUUGAUGCAAGUUAGCACACGCGAACAGGAUUGGAUCAUCGAUACCCUAAAGCUAAGAGAUGAGCUCGAGGUUCUGAACGAGGUUUUCGCCAAUCCUGGUAUUGUGAAGGUCUUUCAUGGUGCCUUUAUGGAUAUUAUCUGGCUUCAACGCGAUCUGAAUAUCUAUGUGGUGGGCCUUUUCGAUACAUAUGAUGCCGCAAGAAGUUUGGGAUUCACCGGCCACAGUCUCGCGUUCCUUCUCAAAAAAUAUAUUAAUUUCGACGCUGAUAAGUCGUAUCAAUUGGCGGAUUGGAGAGUGAGACCCAUACCUCAGGAAAUGCUUGAUUACGCAAGGUCCGACACGCAUUUCUUAUUGUUCAUCUAUGACAAUAUGAGGAACGAACUGAUAGGGAAGAGCAACGCCGCGGAGGAGGAUAAAAUCGAAACGGUGCAAAAUAAUUCGAAAGAAACAUGCCUUAAAACCUACGAUACAGAGCCCUACGACCCGGUCAACGGCGGCGGGUCUCGUGGCUGGCUAUCGAUCCUGAAACACAAUGCAGUCAAUUUCACUGAUGAACAAUUUUCUGUGUUCAGGGCCGUGCAUGCAUGGCGUGAUAGGGUUGCACGGGAAGAAGACGACAAUCCACAUUUCGUGAUGUCAAAAAAUCACUUGCUCAGUUUUGCGAGGCAAAUGCCUGUUGAUGCAGCCGCGGCCUUAUCAGUCAGUAGCAACCCAUUGCUAAGGUCCAAAUUAUCAGACCUCGUUUCUACGAUCAAGGAAGCCAAGGCAAACCCUGUGCCGUUCAGUUCGGUACAACAUCUUUUGGUUACCGCUGGAAAAUAUUGGACUCCGCAGGCUAAAGAUACAAGGAAGGAUGGCGAAGAGGGAUUAAAUAUAAUGCCAAUGCUUGGCGCGGGAGACGCGGGAGCAAAAACAGAAGAAUCUCAGUUUUGGGGAGGCACAUUCGGCGGUAGUCGUUGGGAAGUUAAGGACCUGGUCGUUGGUGUGAACGACAUUUCGCUCGCACUACCCUUGCCAAAUCUCACGGCCACCGUUCUCGACGGCCCUGGCGGACAUGAAACUCAGACGCCGAUCCCUCGUGCAGAUUACAUCAAAGAUAGAGAGAUCAAGUCAGAGGCGGCGGAUAUAGUUGUUAUCAAAAAGCUUGGCGGAGGGCGGAAGCGGAAGCUUGAAGAUGUCACCGAAUAUGUGCAGCACAAUGAUGAUGAUGAUGGAUCGGAUGGCGAUCCAGAUUCACCAAGCUCCCAGGUUGGCGCUAGCGCAGGGGAGGCUAUACCCGGGAAUGAUGUGGACAAGGAAGAUGGGCUUGAGACAGUUCAACUUUCGAAGUUAGACAAGCGAGCCGCUAGGAAAGCAGAAAAGAGGCGCAAGAAGGCAGAAGCGAAACGCGAAACGGCACCAGGAGAUGGGGAUCUUCAGGAGAACGGUGGGGAUGAUGAAGAAAAUGAAGAAGGAGAGUUCCAGGCAUUUGAUUACACAUCGGCACCAUCGAUAAUGAAUGCGAAGAAAGAAAGCGAAAGCAAAGCGUUCGAUGGGAGCAAGAAAUACGAUGGGGGUCCAAAGGGGAUGAGAGGUCGAAGGCGAGAAAGGGAAGGCAAAAGCUCAACAAUGAGGGCAUAA
Molecule: messenger RNA, 2421 nt
Organism: Orbilia oligospora ATCC 24927
Lineage: Eukaryota; Fungi; Ascomycota; Orbiliomycetes; Orbiliales; Orbiliaceae
Exons: 4
Coding region: 1-2421 (806 amino acids)
Biological process (GO): nuclear polyadenylation-dependent CUT catabolic process; nuclear polyadenylation-dependent rRNA catabolic process; nuclear polyadenylation-dependent snoRNA catabolic process
Cellular component (GO): nuclear exosome (RNase complex); nucleolus
Molecular function (GO): 3'-5'-RNA exonuclease activity; nucleic acid binding; nucleotide binding
Source: RefSeq, a predicted model, not a curated record